Messenger RNA from Ceratosolen solmsi marchali, 3345 nucleotides. RefSeq names its product Glucose transporter 1 (gene Glut1). Gene Ontology annotation, cellular component: membrane. Gene Ontology annotation, molecular function: hexose transmembrane transporter activity. Gene Ontology annotation, biological process: monosaccharide transmembrane transport. The coding region runs from base 820 to 3345 and encodes 841 amino acids. Lineage: Eukaryota; Metazoa; Arthropoda; Insecta; Hymenoptera; Agaonidae. The transcript has 16 exons. The record is from RefSeq and is a predicted model, not a curated record.
GUCAAUGUCUGAUAAUUAAAGAGGUGCGCGCGACGUAGGUAACUGUACCACAUGUGCAUCCACAUCGAAAUAAAUCGCUAAGACUAUACUUUUGACAUCCUAUAUCUUUAAAUAUUGGUUGAAAUUUUUUAUAGUGCAUGGAAUUAGAUAACAGUUCAAGUAAAACAGUUUGUUUUAUAGUGUAUUAUCCAUCAGAGACUCUUGCUUGUUACCUAAUGUAUAUGUGUGUACUCAGUGCGUGCAUUCGAAAGUAAGAAUAAAAUUGACAUAUAACUGUUGUUAUGCAUGCAAGUGUUCUAUAAUAGCUGUAUACAAAGAAUGUAUCCUGUUUAUUGUGGUGUCGAGAAGUGACUUUGUCUUCGAGUGGCCAGGGAGAAAGUAGAACGGAGAAAGAAAGUCCAGAUGCAGUGGGAACGUAGAUUUUUAACCAUUGAAGACAACCUAUUUAGUUCGCAUUAAUCUUCAUAUAUGAAAAUAUAAGAGCGAGAAAGAAGAAAAAUACGAAUACCCAUUUUGGGGAAACUUUCGUUAUUCCAAGGACACAAUGGAUUUUAGAAGUUUUCUAGGACAUUUUAAGCAUUAUGGUGAGCUUGAAUCUCAUGGCAGCAGCAAAACUUCCUUAGUUUCAUCCCACAUUAACUCCUUUUCCUUAUUCCGCUGUUUUUCCUUUUCUUGCCGCCUCUGUUCUUCAUCCUUUGGCGAUCACGAUCAUCGUUCGUGCAGCUGGCCAAUAUCCUCGUACCAGGAUCAGAAAAUCAGCCUUUUCAAAUAUCGUCAGCAGUGUAGUCAUCGGUGUGUUCAGCAGUCGCUGUUGAAAGGAUGUCCGAGUGUCGUGGCUUUAAGCCAAUAAACCACCUGUGGAGCGGUGCUGCAUCGACGGACGCUGACUCCGAGUGCUUAUACGAGGAGAUAAGCGGUCCUUCCGCCGAGGACUCGGUUUCCUCCAUUUGCGUUCAUCCAGCCCAGGCAACGACAGCCGCGGUCCAUCAGCGCAACUUGAGGCGCAGCCGGAAACUGGAGCAGCAAGCCAAUAGGUCAAAGCGUUCAGCAGCGGCAGAACUCUCAACUGAUCAACAUCAUCAUCAACAGCCGCGGCAUCGCAUACAGAGCCAACAGCAGCAUGCGCUGCGCCCCAGCAGCAUCGGGCAUAAUCUGUCGGGCGGGAUCGGUGGCAUUGAGGCCCGUCAGAGCCAAGCGUCAACGCUCAAGUUGACGAGAGGACGCUCCGCGGCAGCUCGCUACCUUCAGACGACGACGACAACGACCACAACCACGCACUACCAGCAACCGGCGCCGGUGGGCUUCGGUGGGCCGCCCACCCUGCCCGGCCAUACUGCUCCGCGUAUACCCAGACACGGCGUUAGACCAACGACGCGUCACCACUUAGGGCCCCGGGGAUCCUUCAGUAAUGAGACGCAGGAAGAGGUACAGGAGGAAGACGAGGCGACUCUUAGGGAGUUACUUUUAAGUCUGCAGAAGCAGGUGAGCGUGAUGAGCAUGAAUCUGAGCGCGAAACUGGAUGAGCUUCAACGUGGCGAUCGACAACUGGAGACAACUGUAGCUCUCUGCGAGAUCCGUACGCAACUUCUCGAGUCUUGCCAGAGCGAGGUCAGCGAGGUCAAGCGAGAUAUGGUGGCAAUCAAGCAUGAGUUGGACACAGUGCAGCAGGUGAAGGAGGAAAUAGAAGAAUUGAGAGUGUAUGUGGAUCGAUUAGAGGAACAUUCACAUCGAAGAAAACUUAGGCUCUUAGAACAGGGGCUAACAUUCUUCCUGUCAUACGCAAUAUUGGCAGCGGUGUUAGGUAUGCUGCAGUUUGGAUACAACACUGGUGUUAUAAAUGCACCAGAAAAGAACAUCGAAAACUUUAUGAAAGAUGUGUAUAAAGAUCGAUAUGGCGAAGAUAUUUCUGAAGACUCUGUACAGAGGCUCUAUUCAGUAGCAGUCAGCAUAUUUGCCAUCGGUGGAAUGCUCGGUGGUUUCAGUGGAGGGAUUAUUGCCAAUAGAUUUGGCAGAAAGGGUGGCUUGCUACUGAAUAACGUCGUGGGCAUACUCGGUGCCUGUCUGAUGGGCUGCACGAAGAUUGCCCAUUCAUACGAGAUGUUGUUCGUUGGUCGCUUCGUCAUCGGUGUCAAUUGCGGCUUGAACACAUCUCUCGUACCCAUGUACAUAUCGGAAAUAGCACCCCUUAACUUGCGAGGCGGCCUCGGCACAGUUAAUCAGCUGGCGGUGACGAUCGGCCUGCUCGUCUCGCAGGUUCUUGGGAUUGAGCAAAUUCUUGGUACCAAUGAUGGUUGGCCUGUGCUCCUUGGUUUAGCUAUUUGUCCUGCAGUGCUGCAGCUACUUCUGUUACCUCUAUGUCCGGAGUCACCAAGAUAUUUACUGAUUACGAAACAGUGGGAGGAGGAAGCACGUAAGGCUUUGAGGAAAUUAAGAGCAAGUAAUCAGGUGGAGGAAGAUAUUGAAGAGAUGAUGGCGGAGCAACGAGCUCAACAGACUGAGUCAACGAUCUCGAUGACGGAAUUGAUAUGCAGUCCGACAUUAAGGGCACCUCUUGUUAUCGGUGUUGUUAUGCAAUUAUCACAGCAGCUGUCGGGUAUCAAUGCUGUCUUCUAUUAUUCGACGAGCCUCUUCACUACGUCAGGUUUGCCUCCAGAACGUGCAAAAUUCGCAACAAUUGGCAUUGGUGUAAUCAUGGUGGGCAUGACACUUGUCUCAAUUCCUUUAAUGGACCGCACCGGUAGACGAACCUUACAUCUUUACGGACUCGGUGGCAUGUUCAUCUUUUCUAUAUUCAUCACUAUUUCGUUCCUCAUAAAGGAGUUUUUUGGCUACGUGCAGGAAAUGAUAGACUGGAUGUCAUACUUGUCAGUGGUUUCGAUCCUGAGUUUCGUCGUGUUCUUCGCCGUUGGUCCAGGUUCUAUACCUUGGAUGAUAACAGCGGAACUUUUCUCCCAAGGUCCGAGGCCAGCUGCUAUGUCUAUUGCAGUUCUCGUAAAUUGGAUGGCUAAUUUCCUUGUUGGAAUUUGCUUUCCAAGCAUGAAGAAUCAUCUUGACAACUACACGUUCCUACCGUUUAGUGCUUUUCUAGCAAUAUUCUGGAUCUUCACAUACAAAAAGGUUCCUGAAACCAAGAAUAAAACUUUUGAAGAGAUUUUAGCAUUGUUUAGACACGGCAAUGGCAGGAGCAGUUUGCGGAAUAGCAGACUUUACGGGAGCAUGCUAAACUGUGUGAAUGCGUUAGAGGGUCACAUUCCGCCGGCCGAGAGAGCAGCCUUGAUGGUGGCCGAGGAGAAGCCACGUCCUGACACAUACUUUCCUUCUACAUUUGAAAGUAAUCCAAAGUAG